This is a messenger RNA of Gongylonema pulchrum, 666 nucleotides long. NCBI's taxonomy places the organism in Eukaryota, Metazoa, Nematoda, Chromadorea, Rhabditida, Gongylonematidae. The record is from the annotation of a GenBank genome assembly.
CCAACGGCGCUGACACUUGUUUUUGUGGAGACCAAACGUGGAGCAAGCGAUUUGGCGUAUUAUUUGCAAAAGGAUGGUUAUAAUGUGGUUGCAAUUCAUGGUGACUUGAAGCAAUUUGAGCGUGAAAAGCAUCUCGAGACUUUCCGUUCGGGAGCCGCACCAAUACUUGUUGCUACAGCUGUUGCUGCUCGUGGGCUUGACAUACCGAACGUGAAACAUGUUAUUAAUUAUGAUUUACCGACAGACAUCGAUGAAUAUGUGCAUCGUAUUGGCCGCACAGGACGUGUCGGAAAUGUUGGGCUAGCAACUUCUUUCUUUAACGACAAGAAUCGAAAUAUAGCGCGUGAUUUAGCAGAAUUGGUUGUUGAAGCAAACCAGGAGCUUCCAGAGUGGCUAGAAAAAAUGGCAACUGAUGCGCAGCGAUGUGGAACACGACCAAAUCGUGCGAAGGGAGGCAGCCGUUUCGGAGGUCGGGAUCAUCGUGUUCAGUAUACAGGAAGCGGUGGUCCUGGUGGGCCGCAUCGGCAGAAUGGAAUGAAUUAUUCAUCAGCCAGUAACCAGUGGAAUCAGCCACAGCGUGCUACUCGUGCUCCUCCGCAACAGGUUCAUUUUACUUUGCGCUUUUUGCUUCGAUCCCAUAAGCCAUCGUAUUCGUGCAGUAUUUGA